Messenger RNA from Nestor notabilis (Kea), 783 nucleotides. Its product is annotated as chromosome unknown open reading frame, human C6orf58. The record is from RefSeq and is a predicted model, not a curated record. Lineage: Eukaryota; Metazoa; Chordata; Aves; Psittaciformes; Psittacidae. The transcript has 5 exons. The annotation marks the transcript as partial.
GCAGAUUAGCAGAUCCUUCCAAUGUGACUUCCUGUGGCUAUGAAGAUGGAGACCUCCUGUGUAUAUCUGUAAGAAGCUGGUGGUCCUGUAUGAAUUACUACCUGGCUGUCAUACCCUUUCUGGGGGCAGUGGAAGCUGGGCUUUUUGGGCAGCUGCAGUAUGAGAUUGAAAUAUUGCCACCAGAGGAACAAAGAGAUGAUUUCUGUUAUAGUGUUGCUGACUGCCGGUCUCGCAUUCCCGAUCUCAUGAAUGCCUGGAAGGCCUAUUUUGAAUAUCUGUUAUCUACAGAACACAAAGCAACGAGCCCUGCAACCUUCUCGUCCUUCAAACUGGACGAUGCUCUCUCUCUCAUGUGGAGGGCACAUGUUGCCUCCAUUGCUUAUGCGCGGCCCAAGUUCCACGACAGCUUAAAAUAUCUCUCUGAUCCAGAAGCAAAUUUUGGUGAAGACUGGGCUAAUGCUGUAGAUUUCAUUGCAGCCACACACUUCUCUACAGAUUUACUGACCACAAACAACUUUCAGGUUUUCCUGCCCCAGAGGAUGCUUGUUGUAGGGGAUGUCAUCCCAUUCAUUUGUGACUUCAGUCCACAGCAAAAUAGCGUCCUGCUUUCACUGAGUGUUCUUUACAAAACAAAUAAAUUAACAGGAGGAUUGCUGCUGAGUCUCUGGCAAAAGGCUAUGUCUACUGAAGAAGGAAGAAAAAUUGGCCAAAACCUGAUUACAGACAUGGUUUCAAGCCAGAAGUUUGACCUCCUGGGAAUACAUAAUGUUUUGAUAAGAGCUG